AUGGAUUUACGGAAUUCUCGUCACAAUUCAUAUUCGGACGUUCGGAUAUUACACGAUGAACCAUAUAUGCCGUUAAGUGCCCGAGAUUCAUACGGUUCACAGAAGGCACCGAUGAUGAUGUACAAUCAAUAUGGAGAUGAUUAUUUAGACAAAGCCUUGUAUUUAGAAAACAGGAUGAGAAUUCAAAAGAACAUCAUCAGCCGGCACAAGACAGAGGCUGUAAAAACACAAUACAAAGAAGACAAAGUGUUGUCAAAACAUAACAGUUCGAAUGAUUUUCUAAAACCUCAAAAGUCAUAUUCAAGUUUGUUUAGUAAGCAGAAUAACAAAUCCAACAAAGGACAGGGAAAUUAUCAAAAUGGAGGUCCUAAUGUUGAGGAUGUCUGGAUUCCGAAGGACAUGCCCAUGGAUAGGAACGACCAUGAUUAUCAGAUCCCUGAAACAUUGGAUACCGCCAGAGGUAAAGCAAGAUAUGCUCUAGUCAGAUUAAAUAGCUAUGAACAAUCAAAUGUAUCACAAAUGCACAUGGAGACCGUAAAUCCGUUAGUUUUACCGCCAUCAUUCGCGAGUCAAAACAUUCCCGUAACUUACAAUGCAAAAACGGGCUUUCCUAACAAUCUAGUGAAACGACAUUCAGUCGAUCCGAACAAUUUUAUUGGAUCAGAAAAUCGAGAAAUUCUAGAAAAGGUAAAUAACGGUAAUGAAAACAUUCUAGAUGAAACGGAGAAUUACAGCAAUAAAAGGGAAGUUUCAUACAACAGUAGGCGGUUGGUCAAGAAAAACUCAAAAAUCACUCUUGAUGACUUAAUUUUGAAUGAAAAAGAGAAGAAACAUCCUCUGAUUUCGCGAAAAUCUAAACAAUCCUUGAAAGUUCCUCCAAAGGAACCUGGAAAUGAAAUUGACAAGAUAAACUAUGAAGAAUUAGCCCAAAAUAUGAAUUUGGCGCGCGCACAUGAAAGACAUCCAUCGCGUGAUACGAACCUUACUGUUUCAAGGAAAAGCUCGACGAUCAACAGUCGUCAGUCUACCAUGAGCAAGAUUUCAAGAAAACAAAACGAAACACCCCUUUCUGUUCAUUCGGUACCUUCUUCUGCUACAACUGCAUCUCCCGCUUUAAAACAUUAUCGUUCGAAGAAACGUGUAAACAAGAGGAGUUCCGGAAAGGAAGACGAAGUUGCAAAAACUACUGAUACUGUGGUCAUGUCUGAUAGAACAAAACAUGAAAACGAAGUACCAGUGAAGAAAAGGGACAGCCGACAACAAACUGAUACUAUGGUUAUGUCUGAUAGAACAAAACGUGAAAAUGAAAUACCAGUGAAGAAAAAAGACAGCCGACACCAAAAUAAUUCUCAAUUAAACGAUGCUGCGAAACCUGAUUCGUUGCCGUCAACAAAGAAACAACAAAAAACCGUCAAAUCAAAUAACACAGUGCCGUUUGAAAAUUCAUUUCCGAAAACGACAGAAAAUAACGUUGAAGGGAAUGAUAAUGGACGAAAAAAUAAUAAAAUAUCAGAAGACAGAACAAAACAAAGAAAUUCAAAGUCAAAUACACAAAAAACGGACAGAAGUGAUGUAUCAGAAGUGGGCAAAGCAAAACACAAGAUCUCAAAUACAGAACAUGUAAAAUCAAAAAUACCAAAAGCGAAUGAACAAAAGAGAAAAUAUACAGAUAAAAAUCAUGUUUUAAGGAAAACAGAUUCGUUCAAAAUGAUGGGAAACAGUUCAGAAUUUUUCGGCUAUUGUUCUGUUCCAGAGGAAGAGGAAGAAGGUACAACCAAAAAACCAAAAUCAAUACUUAAGAAAUCUAGAACGGACCCCGAUAGACCAGAUACCGCAUAA
Mytilus trossulus (common blue mussel) is the source of this 1839-nucleotide messenger RNA. Its product is annotated as myb-like protein D. The transcript has a single exon. The record is from RefSeq and is a predicted model, not a curated record. NCBI's taxonomy places the organism in Eukaryota, Metazoa, Mollusca, Bivalvia, Mytilida, Mytilidae. The coding region runs from base 1 to 1839 and encodes 612 amino acids.